AAAAUAAAAAAUAAACUACUACUCAGCAAAGAUAAAAGAAUUUGGUUGUUUUCUUCUCUUCUCUUCAGUCUCCGGAUUGUAGCUGUCCCCUUUUAUACUUUUCUCUUGGUUCUUUCUGCCUUUUCACUUAAAUCUUUCCUCUUGGUUCCUUCUGGUUUUCUAUCUGAGUUUUUAGCACUAUUCAACAAGAGCUAGCUAGCUUUAAAGAAGUAAUUAAAGAGCUAUGGCUGCUGCUUCGUCGUCUUCGCCUUUUUUUCGUGCUCGGGAUGAGAAUCAAAGCCAGAUGAUGCAGCCUAAUUCAUCAACUACUUCUACUACUUCAUCAACUGCUCCAUCCACUGCUUCUGCUCAAAAGAAAAAACGAAAUCAACCCGGAACACCAAAUCCAGAUGCAGAGGUGAUAGCCCUAUCUCCCAAGACUCUAAUGGCAACAAACAGGUUCAUAUGUGAGGUAUGCAACAAAGGGUUUCAAAGGGAGCAAAAUUUACAGCUACACAGAAGAGGGCACAAUCUACCAUGGAAGCUGAAGCAAAAAUCUACCAAAGAAGUGAAGAGAAAAGUUUAUUUAUGCCCUGAGCCGACUUGCGUACACCAUGACCCGUCUAGGGCUCUCGGUGACCUAACCGGAAUCAAGAAACACUAUUCAAGAAAACACGGUGAGAAAAAAUGGAAGUGUGAGAAAUGUUCGAAACGGUAUGCUGUUCAAUCUGAUUGGAAAGCCCAUUCUAAAACUUGUGGCACUAGAGAGUACCGGUGUGACUGUGGCACUCUCUUCUCAAGACGUGAUAGUUUCAUUACUCAUAGGGCAUUCUGUGAUGCCCUAGCGCAAGAAAGUGCUCGACAUCCGACAGGUUUAAACUCCAUAGCAUCGCAUCUCUAUGGAAAUAGUCACAUGAGCUUAGGCUUAUCUCAAGUUGGCUCUCCGAUUUCUUCAUUGCAAGAUCAGAACCAUCCAGCUAGUAACAUGCUGCGUCUCGGCAGCUCCGGCGCAGCCAAAUUCGAGCAUAUUAUGUCUCCGUCGUCGAACUCAUCAUCGUUGUCGACAAUGCCUGGUUCUGGCUUCUUCAUGUCAGAUGGAAAUCAAGGUUCGUUUUCGAAUAAGCCGUUACAUGGACUCAUGCAGCUUCCUGAUCUUCAAAGCCCUAGUAACAACUCCUCAGCUGCUAACAAUAAUCUGUUCAAUUUGAGCUUCUUUUCGAAUAAUAACUCCGGCAGCCGAAUAAGCAACGGUACUGAUCACAACUCCAAUUCAAGCGGGGGGAUGGUGAAUUCGGGCGGGUUCUUGAAUUUCAACGGCGGAAAUGGCGGACAAGGAACAACCCUAUUUCCGAAUAAUAUGGGUGAUCAUCAUCAUCAAGUUGGUUCAUCAGGUAUGCCUAACCUUUACAGCAAUUCAGUUCAACAAGAAAAUAUUACCCCACACAUGUCCGCAACCGCAUUGCUUCAAAAAGCUGCUCAAAUGGGUUCAACUACCAGCAACACCAACACCAACAACAAUUCAACUCUACUGAGAACCCUAGGAAGCUCUACAUCAGCCGGUAACAAGUCCGACAGGCCACCGCUCGGGUCUACUAACUUCGGAAGCUGUUUCGUCGGUAUCGGAGAUAAUCAUCAUCAUCAAAGUCUAGGAACACAGAUUGAAAGUGAAAAUCAAUUCCAAGGACUUAUGAAUUCUCUUGCCAAUACUGCUGGCUCUUCCAUUUUCGGAGGGGAUCAUAACAGUUUCGGAGGGUUUACAAGCAGUGGAUUAUCAUUAGAACAUGGUCAUAACAGCGCCAAUUUUAGCAAUGUAGAAGAUGCAAAUAAGCUGACAUUGGAUUUUCUUGGUGUUGGUGGCAUGGUGAGGAAUAUAGGAGGGGGAAUGAAUUUAAGCUCAUUGGACACAGAGAUAAAAUCAGGACAAGCAAAUAAACCAUUUUGAAACAAAAACUGGCUGAUCAAUGGAGAAGAAAACAAAAGGGGAAGUGGUAGUUUAAUUAGGUAUAUGCAUGAAUUAAUGUAUGUGUCUGAAUGUAGGAAAAAGUCUACUCUCUUAAUAUUUGUCUUUUUUGUUGUUAAAAAGUGUUUUGAAGGAUCAAAUUUCAUCUUUCAUAUAGUACUGUUUUUUA
Mercurialis annua (annual mercury) is the source of this 2108-nucleotide messenger RNA. RefSeq names its product protein indeterminate-domain 5, chloroplastic-like. NCBI's taxonomy places the organism in Eukaryota, Viridiplantae, Streptophyta, Magnoliopsida, Malpighiales, Euphorbiaceae. Bases 224 to 1921 code for a protein of 565 amino acids. The transcript is spliced from 4 exons. Gene Ontology annotation, molecular function: DNA-binding transcription factor activity. Gene Ontology annotation, cellular component: nucleus. The record is from RefSeq and is a predicted model, not a curated record.